This is a messenger RNA of Xenopus tropicalis (tropical clawed frog), 1201 nucleotides long. It is a transcript of the gene clxn, whose product is annotated as calaxin. NCBI's taxonomy places the organism in Eukaryota, Metazoa, Chordata, Amphibia, Anura, Pipidae. The record is from RefSeq and is marked provisional. Gene Ontology annotation, molecular function: calcium ion binding.
CUGUUUGUAAGCACCGCUCGCAGCUUAUGAAAUGUAAGUGAAACACUUCUGAGCAUAAUGCAUGUCAUGUAGAGCUGAUCCGAGCCACGGAGAUCAAACCGGAAGUGCCGCUGAUUGGUUGUUGUUGUUGCCAUGGUGAUUGUGUAUACAAGCUCCGAACAGUUUCACUCAGAGUUGAGAGGAAAAAGUAACCAGCAAUUGCAAUGUCCCAACAAGUGUCUUCCAUGAAUAGAAAAAACCUACAGAAGCAGGCGGACGCCCUGAGCCGACUCAUCAAGCACUUUAGUAAGAAUGAAGUGGAGAGCCUCAUCCGCCUUUAUCAUACUUUGGUGGGACGACCCAUUGAUCCUAAUACAAGGCGUGGCAUUGACCGAAACACUUUCAGAAAUAUCCUGCACAAUACAUUUGGCAUGACAGAUGAUAUGAUCAUGGACAGAGUGUUUCGAGGAUUUGACAAAGAUAAUGACAGCUACAUCAGUGUUACAGAAUGGGUGGAAGGCCUGUCCGUAUUUUUACGUGGGACUCUAGAAGAAAGGAUAAAAUAUUGUUUUGGUGUUUAUGACCUGAAUGGUGAUGGCUAUAUCUCCAGAGAAGAGAUGUUCCACAUGUUAAAGAACAGCCUACUGAAGCAGCCAAGUGAGGAAGAUCCUGAUGAAGGUGUAAAGGACUUGGUUGAAAUAGCAUUAAAAAAGAUGGAUUAUGACCACGACAGCAAAUUGUCCUAUAUGGAUUUUGAAAAGGCUGUACAAGAAGAAAAUCUUCUGCUAGAAGCAUUUGGGCCUUGUCUUCCAGAUAGCAAAUGCAUUAUGGCCUUUGAAAAACAAGCUUUUACAGAGAUCAAUGAUAUAUAGAAAUGAUGUGCAAAUAGUACUGCAAUCACCUUGACUACGUACGGGAAUGAAUAGAGCUGGUCCAUCAGAACUGGAAAUGAUCUGUACAGUGUACAACACAUUCUCUGAUACAAGCAUCCCACAAUUUACUAAAGUCUGUAAAAAAGGAACAUGUAUGUCCAAUCUGCAUCUGUGGUUGGACAGACUUCAGCUGUCUGAAUAUUACAUAAGCUGGGGGGGCUGCACUGAAAUCCAGUGACCACUCACACUUGUAAGACUGUAUUCAGUUUAUAAACUUUUAAUGACAUAUUAAAGUGGACCUGUCACCCAGACAUUAAAAGCUGUAUAAUAAAAGCCCUUUUCAAAUUAAA